CUGUGUCUGAUCUCCUGCAAUGGCUUGAGAUUAUCCGGGAUACCUGCCUCAUCUCUCCUAUCUUGCAAGUUCCCUCUCCAGGAUUGUCUCUACGUGAAUGUGCAUGCUAGAUGACUCUAGAUGCUCUUUUCACUCCCUCUGAGGUCAGCACAUACAAUUCUUGAUGACUGUCUAGAUCAAUAGAUUCUGUUACGGUUGAAUGUGGAGUCUUGUUUCAGCCUACUGACUAUCUGACUAUCUGACUUCUUGCUGGACAGAAUUACUGCUUUUCCUUCAAGCUCACGCCUCAAUUGGACAGAUCACUAGAAUUCACACUCUAGGACCGGGCUCGAGCAUGUGUGACUUGCCAAACACGUGGUUAUCCGUCUCCUUGUUGAUAAAAAUCUCCUCAUAGCCCACUACCCUUUCAAAACCUCUUCCACAAAGAAAUCUUCUCAGACAGGAGUUGGUGGGCUUCAUCUUCAUCUCACUUGCCUAAGGCUUCCCCUACUGCUCAUUCUCCCAAGCUGGUGCUCAUUCACUGUUUUCCAACGACCUUGCCGGGAAUUUCUCCUUUGUUGCUGCCCCAAUGAGCGAGUAGGUCACUGGUUUCUUCAGGCUCGACAAAAGCUGACCUCGUUCUUAGCCACGAAGGCGAAGGCCUGGACCUCGACAAAUGGGACAAUGCCAGUCUUCCAGGCUCCGUGUACUCUUUUGGCGCCAGUACCGUCCGUGGGACAGGACUCUACUCGCACCAGGCCUCUAACCCCUCUCACCUGUCUCUUCAAAGGGACCCCUCUCGACAAAACACCGAAAGCGCGACUACCCAACCUCGAAACCAACCGUACGGUCAUCAUCCCAUCAGAACUAGUCAUGGCCUCUAUGGAAGAUCGCUACCCGAGACAGCUGCACUACGACAGUUUCAGCGGCAUGAUCCGCCAGCAGACCGCUACCAGCUGGGACUCGUCUGGAACAGACUCUGCAUGAUGGCACUUCGGGCAGACCUAGGAGCAGCCAUGGUACAUCCCCGUGCUAAACUUCGUGAGAUUAUGAUAUCUACUAGCACAUUUCUGAAGGAGCCUUUGAGAGAAAGCACCGAAAUUCUGAUCUGGGGAGACCAAGAUCAGGUUGCGAAAGCAAAAGAAGCGCUUCGAGAAUUUGAGGUUCACACUCGGUCGGCCCCAAAGGCAAAAUCAGACGCAUGGGCCAGAUCCAAUGCUCUAGACGGUCGUGCAGAGCAUCGUCAAGCCCGUGCAGAGCAGCAGAGAGAGCUCCACGAUGUCUUGCUCAGGGAAAACUUUGAAUUUCCAAUUGAGGCGUACAUUUUGUGGCCACAGGACUUGGAUAUGGAUGUUUUCAUCGCAAAACACAUGACUACAAUCGAGGAGUUUCAGAAGGAGUUCUUCUGCCGCAUCACCCUCACACAAUCUAAACACAAGCGGCUUGACAUUGGCGCCCAGAAGAGGGAACACCUCGACAUAAUCUUUCGCCGACUAACAAAUCUUGUCCGAGAAAUGGUCGCUCACCGAGAUCAAUUGGUCAAAGUCAAUCUCAUUCAUCACCCGUCAAGCAAGACUUAUCUGGAUCAGGUUCGCUUGGACAAGGAUGUUGUUACAAACUUGUUCCUACCGACACUCUUUGGUAAUCCAACUACCCGUGCCGAAGAGUGGGACAGUCUUCAGGACGAAAAGCGCAGUCGGGAACGUCGGAAAACACGGAAGGCACUGGAAGAGUGUAUCAAGGGCCUCCGAGUUUCUCAGUGCCAUGUCCGAAUGAGAGUCGUAUUUGGCGAGCUUGGAUUCAGUCGCUUCCAGAAGCCGGUGAAUGGGACUGACGGGUAUUCAUUUGACGAUUUCUCCCGAAUGUUGACAGAUAGUCGAACCAAGGUCUUGCUAAACAGCUUGCCAGGCCGACAGGGAGACGGCAUGCUUCUCGCCGACGCCAUCUCCUCCCUCGGUGCAUUCAAAGACCCUGUCAUGACCUAUGGGGCUUUCUUUGAUUUCCAACCUUCCAAGGGUGCGUUCGAUCGACUUCGACUGGAAUGCAUCUCCAGCGAAGUCAGAGAAGACCCUAAUGACCUUGAGGUGCAGCAGCAGCGGUGGAUCACUUACGGUGAGAUGGUGCAGAGACUUCAAGUCAGCAUCUUUGAUUUUGAAGCGCCCGACUAUCAAAUCACACUUGAUGCAUUCCCACUGCACGACGACAAACGCGUGAGCCAGGACAUGAAGAGUUUUCAGAAUACAGUCGAGUUCACUCCUUCUGCAGGGGGUAUGAAGUCCAGCCCGGUGCGUCGCGUGAGAUUUAAGCCCAGGAGAACUGCACUGGAGAGUGUGUCCGACAUUACGGUGAUGAGAUGGAGAUUCAAAGAUACAGAUGGCAUCUUUGAGCUGCGGAGAAAGGAUACGUUCGACACUGAGGGAGGAGCACUGCCAAGGGAGCCUUCGAAGUGGCACGCAUUCUACUACUACCAAGAGUGGGACAAUCUAAUGUCAGAAUUGGCGAGUGCGCGGCCUGGCGAGGAGGUAUCAUGGGGAAAGUCGGUGGCGACCUUCUUUCCAGAGAAUGGAGAAGACGAGGGAUUGGCAUUGCCCAAGGGGUUCCAGAGCUUCAUGGAUGAAGUAGAAGACGUUCAGAGACUUUUGGCCGAGGCGAUUUCGAAGCUGGCCAAUGAACCUUAAGACGCACAACAAGGAAAGAUAUCUUCAGUCUUGGAGCUGUGAUGUUUAUUGCUUUUGCAAUUGAACACAAAGUGGCACUUGUCGCUCAGGAGCUGACAAAGAGAGCUAGUGAGAGACACCAGCAAUGUCCAUCUGCAUCAACAACGACAUUCAACCAACUGGAUUGUGAUCGAUACAGAUGCUGUCCCUGGAGCAUCCAUAGAUCAUUAGACUUGAGAGAAAUGAAUGAAGAAUUAUGAAU
Messenger RNA from Exophiala mesophila, 2898 nucleotides. RefSeq lists its product as hypothetical. Bases 963 to 2657 code for a protein of 564 amino acids. NCBI's taxonomy places the organism in Eukaryota, Fungi, Ascomycota, Eurotiomycetes, Chaetothyriales, Herpotrichiellaceae. The record is from RefSeq and is a predicted model, not a curated record. The transcript has 2 exons.